Messenger RNA from Osmerus eperlanus (European smelt), 1496 nucleotides. RefSeq lists its product as uncharacterized. The coding region runs from base 524 to 1066 and encodes 180 amino acids. The transcript is spliced from 6 exons. Lineage: Eukaryota; Metazoa; Chordata; Actinopteri; Osmeriformes; Osmeridae. The record is from RefSeq and is a predicted model, not a curated record. Gene Ontology annotation, cellular component: membrane.
UAGGCCUAUGAACAAAUAUGAUACAGAAGACACAGCAAGCGUGAUAAAGGAAAUAUAAGGGGGUGGGGGACAGAAAUGGGGCCUAUGCUGUGUGGUUUGUGAUGCGCUCCUGUCUUGGAGCUCUGAUAGAUGUUUAGGGCGUAGUCGGUGCAGUAAAAGCUAUAUAUAAGCCUGGCAAAACAAGAGCAUUGAAAACUGGUCGUUUAUGGUGAGAUGAAUAACUCCGUAUGUGAAGCCAAACUAUUUAAGUAUAUAGGUAUAACCUCAAAUCGCACAAUAAUUAAUGCUUAAAUGCUUAUCAUUCAUUCAAAAGAAAAGCUAACCUAAUUACUUUCCAAAAAAACGUAUAUUUGUUUGCUCAACAAAUUUCAUAAAAACGAAGUUAAAUAAGUCUAUUGCACACUUUUCGUCAUCACUGCGUGAUUCAAGAGUGAUAGCAUACUAAAAAGCAGACAACCUGAAACAACCCAAUAGGUAGAGCGUUAUUGAAGGCAACAUUUAGGCUACACGCAGCCAGAACAUCAUGGCUUGUGCCGACAUUCCCAUGGACAUCCUUGGGGAGGAGGAAUAUAACAGAGGAGACCAGAAAGACCCAGUGAUACAACAUUACAAACCAACGAAAUUGGUGCCUUGCGCAAAGGGUCCGUUGCAUGACUUGCUACAGAAGCAACCCGCUGUCUUAGGGAGUCUGCAAUUAAUAAACGGGUUGAUGAGUUUUGGAGUCGGAGUCUUGUUCGCGGUGACCCAGGGAGUGACUCAUACCCUUUUAGCGUUGUUCAGGGUCCCACUCCUGACUGGAUCACUGUUUUUUAUUUCUGGAUUGUUGUCCAAUCUUCUGUUCAAAUUUCCAAGAUUACUACCUGUCUGCAUGUUUGCCAACACUGGCUCCAUAACUGUAGCGGCUGUUGGGUGUGUGCUAAUUUGCAUAGAUUUCUUUGUCUCAGCAUUCCAGGUUGAAUAUCGGAAGAUGGAGGUGCUGAUGCUCUGUGUGUUGGUGAUGGAAAUGAUCAUAUCUACAGUUCUCACCAAAUGGAUGUAUGUGGAACAACAUAAUCAUUCAAAAUGAGCAAAACCAUUCUUAGGAGGACAGCAUCCAAAAUACAUCUUAUAACUGGAAAUGUGCUCCCAGUGUAUACAUCUCGGAAAGAAAGAUAUGAUGUUCUUCUUACUGUUUUAGUUCUCAGAGCUUUAGAGAAGCUGCGGUCUACAUCCUUUUGUAGCACAUACACUUGCUAAAUGUGGAAUGAGAGCAGCAGUGGGCUUGUGGUUAAAAAGCUAGUUUCACAAGGGCACACAGGCAAACACUGUUCAGUACAAUUUCCUUCUUGAUUUGUGGUUCCAGUUUAAGGUAUCAUUGUAUCUAUGUGCAAGGAGUUUCCAUGGUAGUGAGGGUAGGGGGAGGGCAAAUUGGGAUUAUGUACUGUAGCUUGGCUGUUAUUGACUGUAGAAUGUAUUAGACUUAAGGCAUUAGGAAGAAAACAUUGUGAUAUUUUUUU